This is a messenger RNA of Schistosoma haematobium, 8238 nucleotides long. RefSeq lists its product as uncharacterized. Bases 2782 to 3585 code for a protein of 267 amino acids. The transcript has a single exon. The record is from RefSeq and is a predicted model, not a curated record. Lineage: Eukaryota; Metazoa; Platyhelminthes; Trematoda; Strigeidida; Schistosomatidae.
GAAGAAAUCUUUUAGUUAAGGGAGACAACCACUUUCUAUGAAGAAAGUAAAAGAAAGUUACAGCAGGAUCGCCACUGGCUUCUAUUCUGAGCCAUAUCUAAUAACGUCUCCAGCCACAGUGUUGUACCAUCUCUCGGACCCCAACCAGGGGGUCGUGAAGGACCAACACAAGCCAGUCCUUUGCUGUUUCCUUUCAUGCCACGACACCAUGUCAUGCACUGACCAACUCUCCGCUUUUUCCAAACAGUCCCAGAGUCGGCAAAUAAUGCACGACGUGGAAUUCUCUGGGACGACAUUCGGAGAACAUGUCCAAGCCACCGAAGUCAGUGUUUCAAGAUGGUGACAUCGAUUGCAUUAUCAUCUCUGUGCCCGAACACACGAUGCCGAACCUCUGCAUUACUGACAUGGUGUUGCCACUGGAUGUCAGCAAUCCUUCGGAGACAGCAAUGAUCGAACACAGAGUCGUCUAACGUCUUCAACUCGGAGAGACCAGGUUUCACAAGCAUAGAGCAAAACUGCUCUCACCGACACGUUGUAGUUCCGACCUUUUACAGCCAGACUAACAUCACGAAGGCGCCAAAGAUGGCCCAGAUUGGCAUAAGCCGCUCUGGCUUUCACUAUACGUGCAUUGAUCUCAUCACUCACACCCCCACCAGCACUUAUGCUGCUACCUAGAUACACGAACUUCUCGACUACGUCUAUCUGCUCACCAUCCAGGGUGAGAACAUGAUUAGAAUCCUGCCAGUCUUGUAGAAGUACUUUGCACUUCGAAGGUGCAAGCACAUACCAUACCUACGGACACUGAUCGCCAACUGAUUAAGUGCGGAUUGCAUGCCUUGGGCACUAUCGCACAGUAAGACAAUAUCAUCCGCAUACUCAAGGUCGAGAAGUCUUUCUCCAGGCGACGGAUCCACACCACCAUUACUUACAUCCAUCAGAGCUGUUUCCAGAAUGUCACUGAUGGCAAAAUCAAAGAGGAAUGGUGAGAUUGGGCAACCCUGUCUAACCCCACUGCUCGAAUAGAACAAUGGAGAAAGGUGGUUGUAUGCCCUCACUCUGCUUGAGGUGUUUGUAUAUAGGGCUUUUAGGAUGUUAAUAAACUUCUUAGGCACACCCUUCUUCAAUAGACAAUCCCAGAGAACAGUCCUGUCCAACGAAUCGAAGGCAGCCCUAAUGUCAUGAAACACUACGAUUGUUGGCCUUUGAUAAAUAUGACGGUAUUCUAACAUUUGACGGAGUGUGAAGAUAUGAUCAAUACAUCCUCGACCAGAACGAAACAGCCUGCUCCUCGCGAGUCAAUCUUUCUCGGGUUUUGAGCAAUCUACGAAGUUUGACGGAAGCCGACAGUUUGAACGCAAUCGGAAGUAGACUUAUCCCCCGAUAGUUGUUACAGAGACGAUGUGAACCUUUUUAAAAGAUAGGGACAACUAUCGACUGAUUCCAUGAUGCUGGUACACUCUUUAGCUCCCAGAUUUUUGUAAACGUCGUCAGUUUCUUAGCCAGAAAGUCACCACUAUGUUUAAAAAGAGCCGGAGGUAAAUCAUCUUGGCCAGGUGAUUUGUAACGCUUCAAGAGUUGGAGUUCCUUGCGGACUUUCGCCUCAUUUGAUGGAUCAGUCGUCACCGGCCAUGGAAGGCAGGACAGUUCGACCGAUGUUACCGGAGCAGUAGGCCAGUUGAACUGCCCUUCGAAAAAUUCUGCCCAUCGUCCAAGACGUCGAUGGAUGUUAGUGAUUGGCAUCCCAUCAUCCUCGCAGAUUGUUUCGCUCACACCAGACUUCUUGCUGCCAGUGGCUCGGAUGAGUUGGAAGAGCUUCCGGUAGUUACCGGAUGCAGCUGCUGCUUCCAGCUCAUUAGCACGCUUCGACCACCGGGCUUCUCGGUCCUUACGCAAGCUGUGCCCAAUUUCACUACGUAACAUCCUUUGUUUGUGGUCAAACUCACAGUCACCCGGAGUAGACCGACGGGCUUCAAUGAGUUGUAAGGAACCAGAAGAAACCCAGUGCUUAUAAGCGGGACGUUUCGCGAACCCACAACUGACUGUGUCGAAAAUUGCCUAUAAAUACCUGUACCCUUUUGAUGGUGGUUGUAAUAGUUCUCGGAGCCUAAGCUCUGUACAGUAGAACUGUCUUGACGUUCGUUUUGAAGAUUCUGACUUUGAUAUUGGUUUAUAGACAGUUGUUUUGAGUCCCAUAUGUUUUUCAAAUGUAGGAAUGCUGUCCUUGCUUUGCCAAUCCUCGCCUUUACAUCUGCAUCAGGUCCUCCUUGUUCGCCGAUGAGCCUUGUUUGACUCCGGUCCUUACUUGGAAUGCGUCUGUCAGCUGUUCUACAUGCACCACUUUGCACUGUAGUCCGUCGUAUGAAUUCCGUAUGAUGUUGACGAUGUUCUUAGGUACUCAUUCCAUAGUGCCGAAGAAGUUUCCAUAAAGUCCUCCUGCAUACACUGCCGAAUACUUUCUCGUAGUCAAGGAAGUUGAUGUAUAGUGACGAGUUCCAUUUAAUCGAUUGCUAAACAAUGAUCCUGGUGUCGCGAUUUGGUCUGUGCACGACCGAUCCCUACUAAAUCAGGUCUGUUGGUCUUGAAGCUGAACGUUUACUGAACUUUCCAUCCAGUCCAAUAACACUUUUUUGAAACUUUUCCUGGUACGGAUAGUAGUGUGAUGCCCCUGUAGCUCUCACACUUGCUCAGAUCUUUUUGUGAUAUCUUGAUGAAAUAUCCUUCUUUCUAGUCUAUCUGCGGCACUUGUUCUUCCCCGAGAUCUUCCUGAAUAGAACGUGGACUAUGUUUGAAGUUACUUCUAUGUCUGACUGCAGUAGCAGCAGACAACUGUUAAGACUUGUCAAGGACACAGGUAUUAUGAAUCCAACUUUUAGCGAAACUAUCUCGGGAAAAGAUGGACAUAUCAUUCACUCUCAAUCCAGGAGAUUGGAUCGAUGGGCGGAACACUUUAGGGAUCAUUUCAACUGGCCUUCAGCCACACUUCGGUUCCCCUCAAUCUACAUUAGACCUGAAUGGCAUGUUGAUGUAGGUCCUCCAACACUUAACGAAGUUGAAAAAGCUAUAGGAAAUCUGAAGCGAGGGAGAGCAGCAGUCCCUGACAGGUUUACCUCUGAGGUUUUUAAGGAUGGCAGUCCAGUAUUGGCAGUGAGAUUGACUAAGGUCUUAGGUAGAAUCUGGGAACUGGACGUAAUCCCGUCUGAUUGGUCUCAAUCACUGAUUGUGUCAGUCUAUAAGAAGGCACAAAAGUCCUCUUGUAACAGUCACAGAGGGAUCAGUCUGACUAAUGCAGUGUAUAAAAUAUUAGCUUUAAUAAUACUUCGACGCCUAACUAAAGCUCGUGCAGAGCAGACUAGAGAAAACCAGGCUAGUUUCCGACUUGGACGUGGCUGUAUAGACCAGAUAAUCCCAAUUCGUCAGGUCCUAGAACAUAGACGAACAUUCAGACGUUCCACAAUAGUAGUAUUUUUCGACUUAAGGCGACGUUUGACUCUGUUACUCCGACAAGCGAUGUUUUAUGGUGUAGGAGUAGGAUGGAAGAAAGCGAGGGGCGACCAGACCAAAACAUGUCACAAAUACGUGAAUUGAACUAAACAUCGGUUUUCAGUAAUAAAUAUUAUAGGUUGAAGGUUGAUUUGGCUGUAGCAAUUCUUACACUAAGUAUUUCUGUUAAGCUUUAGUUUCUUCUCAAAAGGUCCAUUGAGGAAACUGAUAUGACUUGUCCGGAUAGAGGAUCUUGUCGAUGACCACUGAGAAAAUAGAAUCCUAUCUUGAGUGUGUUUAAUUGUGAGUCUUUUUAUCUUUUGUGAAGGCAUCGAGGAUGGUUAGUCUUCAAGCUAACAAGAAGGUAGACAUGUCAGCACAUAACUGAUCGUUAAGGGUACGAAAUUCCAAUGUAACCUGGCCGCACAUUUGAUUAUAAGGUAGAGAAUUUAAGUGUUGUAAUUUCUUAUGAUGCGAGAAACUGGUCAGGACAUUUACUGUGUUAUUACUUACUUGUCAGACACGCUCGAGAGUGUCAGUAUCUUUAAAAAGACAUGGAUUAGCUGCGUGGAUGCAGUAUUUUAGGUGAAGUGUCAGGUGAAUGGGGUAUGAAAUCUGAAAUAUAUUUUCGUCAAGGAAUCUAAAGAUUUUGCGAAGUGACCAUACUACGCAGCACCAUUUAGCAGCUGUUGCAUUGUAGUGUGAGGUCUUUUUCAAGUCACGACUUAAAGUUUCUAGGUGUUCUUAAUCUUGUGAGAGUGGCGUUCCAUUUGUCAUGUAAUUCUGGUCGUUGUUGUUGUUGUUGUGGCUGAUGUGCACUCGGUCACUUUCUGAUAUUGGUCUUCCAAUCCAAACUUUGCGAGCACCUAGCUCAUUCAUUUGAACCAGCUUACUCUCGAGCUUAGUAUUAUCACUACUUAUUAUUCUCCAGACUUUUAUAUCAUCUAGAAAGUAUACUGCGGUCAUCCCACUGAACACAUUUGAUCACGGAACUGAAUUAACAUCGUAUGGAUUAUUCAGAUCGACAAGAUCCUCUAUCCGGACAAGUCAUAUCAGUUUCCUCAAUGGACCUUUUGAGAAGAAACUAAAGCUUAACAGAAAUACUUAGUGUAAGAAUUGCUACAGCCAAAUCAACCUUCAACCUAUAAUAUUUAUUACUGAAAACUGAUGUUUAAUUAAACUGACAACACUAAAUCGAUUUCCCAAAUGUAGUCUGAGUAAAAGGAAGCUAAAAAUGCUUCCAAGCUACCCACAAUAUUCUUUGUAUAAAUACAACGUCAAAUAAAAGUGUUGUUUCAGUUCCUAGAUUAUACACUAUACUCAGGCAUAGUAAUAAAAGUAAACGCCAUAUUAAUUACUUUAAGGGAGAGAAAUAACUUGGUUAUGCGCUGUGGAUUCGAAAUAUUAUAAACCUGAUGGGUAAACAAUUCUUAGUUUUACUCUGAAUGCAUGGUGUAGUAUCAAUGUACCAAGUAUGUUUUUGGUUGUGUAACUGAUAUGAGGUUGUCGUAUGGAAAAGACCUUUCGGACGUUAGCCCAACUAGCUUUGAAGUCUAGCUUAUGAAGAUUAUUUAUUCUUGCUUAUGAUCAGGCACCUCAAUCUGUUUUUGAUCAGUAUUACGUUUAAAAAACCAAGAUUGUCUGCUAACCAUCCAGAUGGAUUUGUUACGAAAAUUAGGUUGUUAAUAGGUAUUAACUAAAGCGAUUUCAAGCAAAUUUACUGAUGUAUACCGUAAAUGUGACAUUUACUGAAGCAUAUCUCGCUAGAUGGUAUAAUCCUUUUAGUAACUAUCAACAUAACGAUGGAUUGUUAGUUAAAACAUCCCACUUUCAACUAAUAGGUUUUGGGUGCAAGACCGCUCCAUACUUAAGUUUGGAUAACCGAGUAUUAUCAAUGAAUCUCAAACAUUGACUGGGAGUGCACUUACAUAUAAUGAGAGCCAAGAUCUUUAGGUCUGCAGAAGAACACCAUAGUGUCAGACCACUUUAGUCCAUUUCUUAUAAACCACAAUCCUCAUCUACUGCUACCAUUGAUUUUUCAUCUCAACGUGGAUCUGAUUAGAUUCACAUGUCAUAAAUAUUUACUAGGAUUCCAGGAAAUGCAUGGCAGUCACCAAUUGAAGCAAGAUGAUAAUCCAGACAACUUUUGCUGUAGCUCUCUUAGGGUUUAUGCCAGUCCCAAGCCCGAACAAUGGAGAAGGGUUGGACAUGGAAUCAACAACCCCACUACAUAGAAAACAACCUUGCUAAAAGCACACUAACCAGAAUGAACAGUUUAAGCCAUUUGAGAUCUUCCCUGGGAGUUGGAGGAUCUUCAUUCAGAAGGAUUAUGACGCCUCAUGGUGAGAGUCGAGAUUCUUUGGAAGUAACGAGGCCGAUGCCCCUUCUAACAACCAGAGCAACAGCUAAGAUCGGUACAUGAAAUGUCUGGACAAUAUGGGAGACCGAUAGGAUCAAUCAAAUAGCUACGGAAAUCAGGAGAUACAACUUGGAGGUGCUCGGAAUCAGUGAAACGCAUUCGAUCCAAGCUCGACAGGAAGGAUUAGAUUCGCGAGAGAUGCUGUUGUACUUUGAUCAUGAAGAAGAAAACGCUCCACACACUCAGGAAGUUGCUGAGAUGCUGUCCAAUGAAGCAUGGAAAACACUUAUAGGAUGUGAAUCUCGUGGAUCCAGAAUCAUCAAAGCAUCCUUCAAAACAAAGGAGAUCACAAAGAGUCCUAUCCAAUGUCAUGCACUCACCAACUAUAUCAAUGAAGAUGAUAAAGGCCAGUUUUACGAAAGGACGCAAUCGGUUGUAGUGAAGUGUACAGGAACGGACUUGACCAUCCUGACGGGAGACCUAAACUCCAAGGUUGGAAUGAACAACGCCAGGUGAGAAGAUAUCAUCGGGCGACAUGGACUGGGAGAAAAGAAUGACAAUCGCGAGAGAUCUGCAGAUUCACAUGCAUUCAACAAAAUGGUUAUGGGUGGUAGUGUAUUCCUCUCCCCCACAAACGCGUACACAAAGCCACAUGGGUCUCACUGGAUCACAUUACAGAGAACGAGAUCGGCUAUAUUUGCAUCACUAAGAUACAUUCAGAAGGUCAAUGGAAGACGUGAGAACGAAGAAACAGAUAACCACCUGAUUGUCAAGAGGAAAGUGAAUGUAGACAGAUAAAGUUUUCCAUAUAGGUAACAUUAAGUACUGAACGACUUAUUUAGCCAAUGGAUAUAUAAACCUUGUCUUUUAGAAACUACCUUGCCGAUGAACUAUAUCAGUGUCGUCGUCUUUUCGUAUUUAUGAUUUUUAGUUCGAAAGGUUCAAUAAGGUACAGGAAAGUUAAUUUGUCCUAGUUUCAAACUCCUCACCAAGUUUUACAACAGUUACCAUACUUUUAAUUCAUUGAGUCAUAAUCUUUGUGUAUUCAUUAAUAUACACUGCGAAAAUGUUUCGGAUGUGGGUGACGCCGUUGUCAUACAAUCUCUUGUAUUUCAGUCGAUGGUCGUUCGUGAAUAAAAUUAUCAUGCUGAAGAUCUUCUAGCAACAGAGAUAGAGAGAUGUACUAUAGAAUUGGCUAUUGAAAGUGAUGAAUGAGUAUAAUUGGUGGUAUUGAUUGUCUGCACAUGAUGUUAUUAUGAUGAGACAUGAAGAGGAGAUUACAAAACACGUGAAGUGAUUUUCGUAGGAAUCAGUUUGGUUAUCCCUCAUUUGUAGAUGUUAAAAGUUUGAUUUAUGGUAUUUUCAUAUUAUCUGAGUUGUAGGCUUUUACUAACUCCCACUAACCGUUGUGAUAUUUCUCACCUCAAUACGUUCCAGUUAAUUAGCCAUAAAUCUGUUAUUUGUUGCAAAUUUCCAGUGUGUAUAUCUUUGCAGGUUUAUUGUUUUUGAUUUUCUGUAGUCUAGCAUUUUAUGUUUUGUCACGUGAGUUCUUGACUUCGAAUAACAAGGUGUUUGGGUGAUCUUUCUGGUAUUCUGAUUAAUGAAUUGUGUGAAUACUGUUUGAGUCUAUCAGUCGUUAGCGCUCACAGUAACUUCGUCGGUGGAAUCAGUGUUAUUAGCCUAGGUGGGAAUAUCAACAAAUAUCUGUGUGGAAACUGAUCAAUCUAUGAUUUUGAUGUGUAGGCCGUUGAGGUACUUAUGGUUUACUGCAGAGUUUGAUAAGAAUAUGUCCAAGGCUGGUUACGAAUGAGACUUAAAGGUUUUGAACAAGCUGUAUAAAUGGAUGGUUUUCGAUCAAACCUACUUUGAACCCAGUUUUGAAUGACAAUGGUUGUGAAGGUCUAGUCUUAUCACAUUAAUACUUGAGUAGAUAAGUUUAGUUUUGUUACCUGACCUCAGCAUUGAGCAAAUGUUGGAACAGAGACUGUUGAUAACUGUGUUGACGUCAUUUAUUUUUUAUGUCAUAAUCACAUCUCAGACAAUAAUCGGCGUUUGUGUCUAAGGCAGUAUAUGAGACUGUUUUUCGAAGCCUAAAAUGUUUACAAAAUGUAUGAUUCAUCUCACUGAUAUUAACAUCGAACCGGGCAAAUUUGGAAAAAACGACAGUAUUGCGGAAAAUCUGGAAAUUUCAGUUACUGAGUUGGAAACUAUGGUUUACCGAAUGUUCACUUUCCACUCAUGAUUUUCAAAUGUAACAAUAGUUAUUAUUAAAAAAAUAAGCGAAAGUCAUGUGGUAUAACUAUGAUAUUUGUGGGAAUGUUUAAUAAAUAAGCUGAAAAAUAUUUCUAUGCAUGUGAUUGUUAAAAUCAAGACGACAACAGAUUAUGACUAAUAUAACU